Maudiozyma saulgeensis is the source of this 252-nucleotide messenger RNA. The record is from the annotation of a GenBank genome assembly. NCBI's taxonomy places the organism in Eukaryota, Fungi, Ascomycota, Saccharomycetes, Saccharomycetales, Saccharomycetaceae.
AUGAGCAAUACACCAUUAGAUUUAUUAAAAUUGAACUUAGACGAACGAGUAUAUGUAAAAUUACGCGGAGCACGUUCCAUUAUGGGAACAUUACAAGCAUUUGAUUCACAUUGUAAUAUAGUGUUAAGUGAUUGUAUAGAGACAAAAUAUUUAUUAGUUGAUGGAAUAUUACAAAAUGAAGAACGUGAAUCCGAAAUGUUAUUUAUACGUGGGGAUUCUGUAACAUUAAUAACAACUCCCGAAGAAGAGUAA